This is a messenger RNA of Peniophora sp. CBMAI 1063, 1080 nucleotides long. The record is from the annotation of a GenBank genome assembly. NCBI's taxonomy places the organism in Eukaryota, Fungi, Basidiomycota, Agaricomycetes, Russulales, Peniophoraceae.
AUGGCGAAGAAGCCCAAACGUUACAUUCGACCACAAGACGAAACAUACGUCAUAUUGGUCAACCCUCCGAGGGUGGAGCAGAAUGGUGGACAAGGCCCGCCGGACGGGAAGAUCAUACAGGCUUGGAUAUCUGCUAUCACUAGCAGGGAUGAUAACCCAGUGGUCGAGAUAUUUACAGUUGCAAGUCGUUCGGAACCGAUUCUGAGGCUAGAAAACGUGGAUAUUGAGAAUCCGCAUCUGCUUGGGCUGCACCGUUGGCGCGAGAUCCUGUGCAACCCGACGAAAGGCUUCUUGACUCAAGAAACCUUGAUAGUCGAGUACGACUUCGAGCGUUGCAAUGACCCCGGGGUCGCCGGGGGCCACCAACGCGUCUUCGCCGAGCAUCUCGACGGCCCUGGGAUGCUUGCGGACUUCAAGCAGCCAUAUCCACGCCCGCAUCUCGUAGACUCAAACUGCACCGAUACGAACCUGAGAGUCUCGGAAAAGGCGAACCAGAUUAUCAAGCGGUCUAGCUUUCCUAAGCUGGUCCCGCAAGACCAGCAUCCCCACCCCGCCGCACCUAAAGCUGAGCAAGACCUCCGACCCAGCCAACUUUUCGACGGCAUCGACCAAGAAGUUAAAGCGUACCAUCGAACUGAAGCGAGGGCUGUCGAUCUGAGACCUGGCCAAGUCUUCGACGGUAUAGAACAAGAGGUGAAAGCGGUCCUGCAAGCAGAAUCGAAGCUAGAUGCCCGCCGCGAUCGCCGCGCUGAAGUCGUUUUUGACGGAAUAGAAGACGAGAUACGGAGGCACGAAGAGUACGAGAGUCGUCGUGCGUCUACAUCAAGUUCGGCUACGCUUGUGCAGACGAAGCAAGAGGAUAUGGCUAUCAAACGAGAGUACGACACUCCCGUCAAACAGGACGAUGCCUCGGUCAAGCAGGAGGAUCCUAUCCACCCGGUUGCGUUCAGUGGAGCAGAAGAUCGCGGUGGAAGGACUUUUCUUCCGCGAACUUCGAGUGGGUUCUCAAAAGGUUCAAUCAAGCGUGGGCGCGAUGUGGAGGACAUACGAGGGCCCAAGCGGUUCAAGACGGAAUAUUGA